AUGGCGAGCUACUUCCCUCCAAACGGAGUCAUCUCCAGCCAUGGCUCUACUCGAGCAUCUUCACCAGCUUCCUCUCCGCUUUCACCCCCGGUACACCAGCGAUCCAAUGCCUUGUCCAACCGACUGACAAGUGUACUUUCGGCCUCCUAUGCGGACUCGGACAUUCGCGAUGCGCUGGAGACACUCAGCCUCAGGGGGAUACACAAUACGGCAGAAGUUCGGAGACAGUUGCGCUUGGAUGUUCAGAAGGAAGUCGUCGAUAGCAAUGCCGAGAUCGUGCGGGAUUUCGGGCUCGUUGCGGAGCAAUUGAAACGGAUAGGAACUGUAAUUACGAACUUGAAUCAGACUUGCGAUGAGAUGCGCAAACAUAUCGUCUCGGCUAGACAGGAGACAACGCCAGUGCUCGAGGAAGCGUCGGCUUUGAUGAAGCAGAGAAAAGAGGCAGAGACCAAGCAGGAGCUGCUGGAAGCUUUCACCCAACACUUCAUCGUCCCCGAUGAGGACUUGCUGAUCCUGACGCACGCCGAGGAGCCUAUCGAUGACCAUUUCUUCGAGAUUCUCGCCAGAGUCAAACAAGUCUACCGGGACUGUGAAGCAUUACUCGGGGGUGAAAACGAGCGACUGGGUCUGGAACUCAUGGAAAAGAGCUCAAGAAGCCUCAACUCUGCCUACCAGAAACUCUACAGGUGGAUACAAAAGGAGUUCAGAUCUCUCAACCUUGAAGACCCUCGCAUCAGUAGCUCUAUCAGACGUGUCCUGCGAGUGCUAGCGGAGCGGCCAAGCUUGUUCCACAGCUGUCUGGAUUUCUUCGCAGAGGCCCGAGACUAUGUCCUCUCCGAUGCCUUCCACUACGCCCUUACUGAUGCCGUCUCUGGCACGACGGGUGAUACCAACGUGAAGCCAAUCGAGUUCUCUGCCCACGACCCCCUUCGGUACAUCGGAGACAUGCUGGCCUGGGUGCAUUCCACCACCGUCUCCGAACGCGAGGCACUCGAGGCCCUCUUCGAAGUGUCUUUCGACGGACAAAAGGCUCUCAGCGACCUAGUUAAUCGCGACCUCAUCGGUGUCUCCCGAGCCCUGCGCCAGCGCGUCGAGCUAGUCAUCCAAGGCCACGACGACCCCGUCACCUGCUACAAGGUAGUCAACCUGCUAUCCUUCUACCAAACGACCUUCAGCAAACUCCUCGGCCCUCAAUCCAACCUCGCCGAGCUCCUCGAGACCCUCGAAAAGUUCACCUUCAAGCACUUCGAGACCCUCAUGCACGACGAAGUCAACAACAUCUCAACAGAUCACUCAGCCCUCACACCUCCAGCAGAUCUCUCCGCACCCCAAUUCCUCCAAGACGCCCUGGAAGUCCUCACCUCUUUGAUGAAAACCCACGAGGCCUCCUACGGCGCCGACCCCAUCCCCACCCCCGGCCCUAAAACCACAUCAUCAUCACCACCACCCAAGGACACCAACUCCGAAAACAAAUUCACACCCGUCCUCCACUCUGCCCUCGAACCCUUCCUCGACCUCGCCAAAUCCUCUGCCGCCGAUCUCCCCUCCCACACCACCCAAACCAUCUACCUAACCAACAUCCACCUCACCGUCCGCACAACCAUCACCCCCUACCCCUUCGCCAGCACCACCCACCUGUCCCCGAUCCAAACAGCCCUCUCUACCCUCCGCACAGACCUCCUCGAUAUCCAAUAUCGCUACCUCCUCACCUCCUCGGGUCUCCAGACCCUCCUCGCAGCCCUGGAACCAUUCUCCCCUCAACAACCAACAUCCACAGACCAACAGAAGCCCAAACCAAAUAUAUCAGACAUCCUCACCCUCCCGGCCUUCCAGCCGCAGGCACUUAUUAAUAUCAGCCAGCAAUUGGACGACUUCCUCCCGAGCGCGCUUAUGGAUGCUACGGACAACUUGAAACGCGUGGCCAGCGCGACGUUCGUGAAGAGUGUCACGGAGGAUGCGGUCGAGGCGUUCUGUCGGGACUUUGAGUUUGUGGAGGGAAUGGUUAUUGCGGCGGAUAAUGAGGCAAGGGGGGUGGAUGUUGGUGAGAAGGCGGUGGAGGAGGGAGGGGAGGAUGAGGAGGGAGUGGAGAAGGGGGGAUUGAGGAGGUUGUUCCCUAGGACGACGGGGGAGAUUCGGGUUUUGUUGAGUUGA
This is a messenger RNA of Aspergillus niger, 2151 nucleotides long. RefSeq lists its product as uncharacterized. Bases 1 to 2151 code for a protein of 716 amino acids. The record is from RefSeq and is a predicted model, not a curated record. Lineage: Eukaryota; Fungi; Ascomycota; Eurotiomycetes; Eurotiales; Aspergillaceae. Gene Ontology annotation, cellular component: COG complex. Gene Ontology annotation, biological process: intra-Golgi vesicle-mediated transport. The transcript is spliced from 3 exons.